Messenger RNA from Symbiodinium pilosum, 7623 nucleotides. Lineage: Eukaryota; Dinophyceae; Suessiales; Symbiodiniaceae. The record is from the annotation of a GenBank genome assembly.
AUGUACCGAAACAGACAACUUUUGAAGCCAAACACAGAAGGAGGAUUCUGUCACCACGCUGUCCUCCAUCAAGCAGAACCCUGUGGGACUGAUGAAUGCAGAUCCCCUGCACCAAACGAUUGUGUUUUUGAACAUUGGGGACAGUGGUCUACCUGCGAUGCACCUUGCGGAAAGGGCACCCGUGAGCGAACGAGAAAGGUUGCAGUCUUUGCGACGGGUGAUGGCCGUGGUUGCUUCAUCCUUGGAGUGGUGGGACUGGUCGGUUUGCUCAGCAUCCUGCGAUGGAGGGACCAAGCGCAGGAUCCUGAGUCCACAUGGUUCACAUUGAAUGAGUUUCAAGAGACGCUCGUAACUCUGUAUUUGUACCGGCCGGCCAAGCCUCUUUCUCUGGCCUUCAUUGUUGGGUCGGAGAUGCUGGUGUCAAGCAAGAACGCCGUGCUACGUUUUGCUCACGUGCAGCGUUCGAAGAUAAUCCAAGUACUAGAUAAUGCAAUCUCUGCUCAAGCAUCUCUGGGAAAACGGCGCGCUCACGGUCGGCAAAGACCUUUUGAUUGGCGCGCUCCACGCUGGGGUGCGACAGGGCUUGACAUUGGUGCAGCUAUUCAUGCUUUUCUGCGUCGUGCGUUCAAAGGAAAAGAACAGCUGGGUUACUUUCUGCCAGACUUGUUGCCCGAAAGGUGUACGCUGCAGUCUGCUACUGGCUUCGCCAGUAGGCCUAUGUCGCUUGGCCGCUUUGGCAGACUGAGCCAGCAUCUUUUUCAGCGUGCUCCCUUCAAUUUGUCAAGCACAGAAGCGGCCGACCUAACAUCAUAUUCUGCAAGAAGAGUACUUCCAACGCUCUCGGAGUUGUGCCGACUAGAUUUGCGCGAAAUGUUGCUCGUGGGCGACUGGAAGGGCGCACGUGGGGAGGCUGCUGAUCUCAAUAUGCCGUUGCGCUAUCCCGACCAAAAGCUGCGCGCCAGCCUUUGCAUCAACGCUGAACUGGUGUGCGUCGUGCGGAGCGUGUUGAACUCUGACGUGCAGACUAGACCAGUUUCGGCCAUGGCGUCGGAAGAGCUGAAAGUUUUGUUGACUCGCAAUGGGGUGCACGCAGACGCAACGCGAAUUAAUUCUACUAUCCUCCAGCACAGAAGCCAAAAAGACAAUGUUGGGCAACUGGCUCGCCUGAAGCAGGCGCGGAAAGAGGCUACCGGCAUCAACGAUACAAGGCUCAUACGUCUUAGUCAAGGACCUGCUGAGGAAUCCAUCGAUGAGCCCUUAGAUCCGGAGAGAAGAAAAUCCAAGCACGCAAUCUUUCAGAGCUUCUAUCAGUGGACGUUGAAGUCUAGAGAGAUGGUUUGCGAUAGCCUCUUCGGCCGCAUUGUGCGCGAGUUUGAAUCAGGUCAACCUACAAUGUUCGCAGUGCUCCGCACUCGCAGCCUUGCUUCGUCGCAGCGUUCUCAGCCCAGCAAGAAACACCGCGUUACGGACAAUGUGCAGCUCAGCGUGGGCACUCCCGACGAUGACAUCUCGCCUUUAGAGGAUCAAGGCAAGCUUCGCGCCUAUUUUGCGUGCUUCCGAACCUUGGGCGCAGGCUGGCCUGUGGCGGGGUGUUAUGACGUCCAAUACAAGGCCUUGCUCCAUGCGUUGGAAGAGGAAUCGGAUGUGUGGGCAGUCAAACCUGCCACAGGUACUUCCCUUCCCUCCGGAGUGCAGAUUGCAAGCGUUGGAAUGACGCUCGCGGUUGCCCCGGCAGCAUAUGUGCAAGUCCAUCCCGCAGACGAGCAUGAUCCGAGUAGGCGUGGCCGGGUGACGGGUGACCCGCUUUCAGAAAGCAGCGUUAUCAUGACUGGGGGGCUUUGCGCUUUGCCUGUUGCAGCUGCAUGCUGCCCGGAUAGACCUUGGGUACCACCAAAGUUGAUCUGCUUCAGUGCGUUGGAAGAGGAUGAAGAGCUGCUUGCAGCUACAGCGUUUCCUGCAGGUCACAACUUUGGCUCUUUGCAAGACAUUGGUCGUGAAGAACUUGAAGCCAUUGUUCAGACGCAUCCAGAUUGUUUGUUCGUUGUUGCCUAUGCUGGGUGUCAAAUGCCGGUUUCUAUUGCUCAGCCGCUGGUGCGCAUCCUCCUUCCCUGUCUGCUCGACUUGACGCCUUCUGCCGUUCGUUGGAUCUUGACAGGCUUCGCUGAUGGAGAAGUGCUUUCCACGAGCUGGAAACUUUGUUGGGUUACGGCGUCCAUCACACAGCAGCUCCGUUGCAGCGUCCUGGCGAUAGUGGGGGCGGAAGAUUUCCUGUUGAAAGCAGACGAAAUUUAUUGCUUGGCCGUACUGCCCCUGCGUCCGUUGCGAGCCUGCUUCUACAAGGCUUCCCUGCGGUUGGCCUCGGGCAGCUGCCGGAACCGCGAGGAUGGGUUCGCAGUGACUCGCCGCCGCUUGCUGCCAUAUGGGUUGCCGCCAACCUUGCGUGCCCUGCUUGCUGAAUCGCUUCAUUCCCCGCUGGCUUCGCAAGCGGCUGUUGCCGAUGCCUUGGACUUUGCUAUCAGGAUGGUUGUUGAGCGAGGCCCCGGGGUUCGGGCCUGGCGGCAGCGUCAGUGGCGCUUGAUUCAAAGAAGUCUCCGACAACUCUCCCCCUUAGCAACUUUCUUCGAAGGGCAACGCGCUGCUUCUGCUCAACGAGUUGGAGUUGGAGCUCAUCUAAUUGUGGGCGAGCUCCCAAACUUCGGCAUCUAUCGCGCUAAGCAGCAACAUACUCCUCCGCAGGAUGCAUGUUUCAACACCGACCGUCAGUGGUUGGAGGAGUUGCUACAGAGCAGACCUCCUCCCCAGCAUGAAGCCCAACUUGUUUUCGACAAGUCGCAGCAGGAACGAAUCCACACCGCUUCUGUCGACAUGGGCUUGGCCAUUUGCCAACGGUUCAUGGACCUCAUUCAGCAGCCUUUAGCCGGAAAUUUGGCCUUCCAAGCAGCUACCAAGGACAUGAAGGGAGCUUAUCGGUACCCAGCUUCCAUGGUAUCCAUCGCAAGACGUUGGUUAGCCAUUCCCGUCAUCAACUUCUUUGACGAUUUCAAAAUCACUGAGCCUGUUUUCGCCAAAGGGUCAGGUAGUGGCAACUCUGCAGCUGUCUCACAGCAGCUUUUUCAUAGUUUGCAGUUCCACCAUGCUCUUCUGCAGUUGAAACCAUACCGGGAGGUCACUUUGACACCGGAUGGCAAGGCCUUUGGGCCACUAGUGGCCAUCCACUUCCACAAAGCGGGAAAAUCCGACGACAUUUUCUUCAUUGACAACUUGGGAGUACUCGCUGCAAUGAUUGUAGGUAGCAUUGCGCUCCGAGAGCAUCAGUUCCCAGCUUGGCCGCAGGAUGUCAUGCGUGUCGAGAGCGGAAUGUGGCAGUUGCGCCGCAGCAUGGUGGAAGGUGAAUGGAGCGAGUGGAGUGGGUGGACAGACUGUUCCGCAACCUGUGGCACGGCUUACAAGUCCAGACGCCGCGAUGUAGCGGUCCAGCCUAGCCAUUGUGGGAAGCCAGCGGUCGGUCUCCGUGAGGAGUACAAGGCGUGUAUUGACAUGCCCGAAUGCAACAUCGUACAAGACUGCAUCAUGGGUCAAUGGAAUCAUUGGUCACAGUGCAGCUGUAGUUGCUUUGGCAUUCGAGAGCGGAACCGCGUGAUCGAGCGUUUUGCCACAGCAGGUGGCGAGUCUUGCAACGGGACUGUCAAGGAGGUCGUGCCCUGCAAUCCUGGCAUUGGACGAGAACCCUCGGACCAAUGCGGCCGCAACAGACGGCGACAAGAUUGCGUAAUGUCCGACUGGGAGCAAUGGGGCAAGUGUUCAGCAACUUGCGGAGGAGGACAGACAGAGCGCUCUCGACACAUCGUGUUGGCAUCAGCGAACGGAGGAACGCCUUGCAGUGGCGAGCUGGCGGAGAUAGAGCGGCGUGGAGUCACUGGGGAAGUUGCUCCAAAUGCGGUGGUCAGAGGUUUCGAUUUCGCAACAUCCAGCAGAUGCCAAAUCAUUGCGGAAGGCCUGAGUGCUGUUUGUCAGUACAACUGCGUUGUGUCAGAGUCUUGUGAUAAGUGCGGGACGACCAGCAUGACCCGCAAUCGGGCCUUGGGCUUGACUGGCUACUCUAACGAUUUCCUCUUCAUGGCAUCGGAUGAGGCGUCCUGCGCUGGGACUCAGCUCAAUGUCAGUGCUUGUCCAACGACAGAAAAGUGUCAGAAGUGCGUUCCAGAAAACUGCGUCUUCGCAGCUUGGAGCGACUGGCAUGACCCGACAUGCUUGGGCUUGUGUGAACGGCAUCGUGUCAUCAGCCAGCACAACAACAACUGUGGUACAGGAUGUCAAGGACCUACGCUUGAAACUAAGACUUGUCCCGUGGUCUGCCAAAAGGAGCAGGAUUGCCAGUUUGGCGAGUGGUCUGCAUGGGAAGGGAGAAAGCGUUGCUACGUGCCUCAGAUUCCGCGGGCUGGUCCUCUCUUGGAGAUAGAGCCUUGUCCAGGGGCAGAUGAGUCAUGCCGGAGCUCUGGGAAGGAGGAUUGCCAAUGGGCGUCCUGGGCGCAGUGGUCCCAUUGUGGCGUAGAUGGGCAGAUGUCGCGCAAACGAACCAUUGCACGGCUGCCUUCUGUAUUUGGAGAGCCAUGUACCGGACCUCUCUUUGAAACCGCUUCGUGCGACAGCGAAAGAGUGGACUGCGACGUCUCCCCAUGGUCCGCAUGGGAUGCAUGUGACAGAUCAUGCGAUGGUGGGCAGAUGCACCGCCACCGCGAGGUGCAUCGUUAUCCGUCAGGCGGUGGUGCUGACUGUCCGAGCAUUCUGAUUGAGACACGAGGCUGCAACAGCCAAUCUUGCAGUGGACACGACUGCCGUGUUUCAGAAUGGGAGUCUUGGGGCUUUUGCUCCACGACCUGUGGGGUCGGCCAGCGCACACGUCGCAGACAAAUCCUGGGCCUUCGUGGCAUUGACGGACACGGCUGCUACGAAGCCCUAGGAGAGGUUCAGGCAUGUUCCAACGAAGUGGAGUGCGAAGAGAGGGACUGUGUUUGGGGCGAGUGGGCCGCAUGGAGCUACUGUUCCCGCUCCUGCGAUGGUGGGAUUCGCUCUCGGAAGCGACAGAUCCUGAGGGUUCCUUCGAAGCAUGGCAGGCAGUGCGAUGCUGAGAUCAAAGAGACAGUCCAGCCCUGCAAUACCCACACGUGCACCACAGCGGAAUGCAGUGAUGGAUUGUGGAGUCACUGGUCAGACUGGUCACCCUGCUCGGUAUCCUGUGACAGAGGAACGACUUUCAGAACGCGACACGUGGCGAAGACUGCCAGCGAAUGUGGUUCCUUCCCCGCCGGACUCAGCAGUGAAACUCGCAUCUGCGAAGUAAGUGCUCCAUGCGUUCCGGACAGAGACUGCGUCUUCGGAGAGUGGAGUGCAUGGGGUCCUUGCAGCGCGCAUUGUGAUGGAACGCAGGAACGGUCCCGGGCUGUGAAGCAUUUUGGUCUCGGACAUGGGAGCUGGUGCAGUGGGGCAACAAAAGAGCUGCGUCCUUGCAAUCCGAAGCUCGGCCAUGACCGCCCGGCGGGCUGUCAAGAAGACCACCCAGUGGACUGCAUUGUGGGUGAGUGGGCUCACUGGAGCAGGUGUACAGCAGUUUGUGACGGGGGAGUCCAAAGACGGACGCGGGUCGUUGUGCAGCGUGCUUCUCACGGAGGGCGUGGUUGCCUUUCAGCACUGUCAGAGGUUCAGGAAUGCAAUCGCCACCUCUGCAGUGGUGGAAACAUGCCUGUAGACUGCGAAGUUGGGCAAUGGCAAGAGUGGGGUUUGUGUAGCAAGUGUGAUGGAGAAAUAACUCGCUUCCGGACCAUCUUAAGAUAUGCUUCAAACGGCGGCAGGCCCUGCGACCACAUGGCCGUUCGGGAGGUUGGCAAGUGUCCCCGAGCAUGCAGCAGCAACUUGUAUUGCACCUGGGCUGGAUGGCAGGAUUGGGGUGAAUGCAGCAAGACUUGCGGCAGAGGGGGGAAGCGCCGUCGACGCAGAUAUUUGCACUUGUCACACGAUGCCGGUGCCAAGCUUUUGCCCGGAGGUCCAGGUGCUCCUGGUCAAGGCGGGGUCCCACCUGGACCCGGCGUGUCGAACGGUGGCUAUCCGACUCUGGAGGAGUUCACAACUCGGGCCAGCACGACAACAAUUGUGCCACCUGCUCCACUGCCCAUGCAGGUCCCAAUGCCAACUUUGCCAGGCAUGACGGUCUCAAGCGUUUCCGCAGAAUAUGAAGUCAUGUUCCAGAGAUCAAAGGACGUGGACAAGUGCGUCCUUCAUGACAAUGCUGUUUGCAUGUGCACAUUUGGCAACAUGCAGGAGAUGGAAUCCACUCACGUGAAAGACCUCCUGCUCUCAUUUGCUGGUGGUUUUCUGAGUCCGGACCUUGAUGAUCAUCAGAGCUUCAACGAGUGCAUGAAGCUGAGCCAGAUCAAGGAGUUGGUGCAGGCAGAUCACUUGGGCGGAGCGCUGUCUUGGCAACUGGUCUCAGCCGGGCAGGAGCUGCCGCUGGCUUUUACCUCUCAGAAGCCUGUGGCCUCUCUGGCGGAGGAUGCCAACUCUGCUCCAGUGUACGAGUGGGGCUGUCCCUUUCAGGGAGAAUGGACGGAGAACAGAUAUGAAAGCGGUCCUGGUGACGACCAGUGCACUGAUGAAGGAGACUGCAUUUGUAUCGCGAGGGGUUCUCCGAACAUGCACACCGAGCUCGAAAGUGGCCAUGAAAAGAUUAUCGGGCGAUUUGAAACAGAGUCCGGCAAAGCAAAUCUGGGCCACGAGCCGCAGUUAAUCAAUGUCAUUCCACAUUAUUUUCUGCGAACAAAAGAUGGUGCUCCGUUCGACAUUGAGAAUCCGCAUUCCGGCCUUGGUGUUGUGAAAGAGUUCGAUAGAGAAGAGUGGCUCCUGAAGUACAAGGAAGAGGCUCCAAAGAUUCAGGGUGCGCUUGACAAGCUUCGGGCAGCAAUUGAUGCACAAUACCGAAGCAAGGUUCAAGACGGAGGGCCGUUCGUUUGUGACGGCACUCAAGCACCAGGAGAAGAGCCAUCCCUGACUAAAGCCGAGACGCAACUGGGUCUCAUGCGCGUCCGCCGUUUCCAAGUCCUUGCAGCUGACUGUGUCAACAUGCAGGAUACUGCUGCAAAGCUUGCAGGCAGGCCUGAGGAGGAAUCCUUCGCUCCUUCUGGAAAGACAGAGGGAGGCGAUGAGCUGAAGUGCUACAGGAAGAAGGACUCAGCCGAAUGCCAGCAGCUGAAUUGCUACCGUGGAUUCGAAGACCAGGGAUUUCUGGAUCGGCUGCAGCUAUACAAGUCGCAGCUUGACUCCUGCAGCCCUGAGGAGGACACCAAAACGGAGAGGGAAGCAGCUGCUGGAACGGAUGGUGCAGAAGGACAGGCCGAAGCAACCAAAGAGUUGACGAAGCAAGCUGAAGCAACCAAAGAGCUGACCCCAGAAGAGUCUGCGGAAGGUAAAGAAACAGAAGAAUCGACCGGAGGAAAAGAAACAGAAGAACUUGCGGAAGGCAAAGAGCAGUCCAUGGAAUGCGCGCUGCUUGGAGCUGUUUUUGGCCGUGCCAGUCACGUUGCCCGAACAGAGAAGGCUGAAAGAAGAUCCCGGCAAGCAGAAUUCCUGUGA